UAUGCAGUUUGAUCUUCCCUAGAAUUUCAUGACGAUAACGAGAUUCGUGCUUUCUUAUCGCCUCAGGUGCUUAACAAGCAAUUUUGGAUUUUUUACAUGCUUAAGCUUUACGAUUUUCCAGCUCUAAAGCUCCUUUAGUAACGGUUCAAGCUACAUUGCGUAGAUAUAUUUUUAAGCACAACUUGGAGAUGGUAAUCAAAUUUUAGUGAGAGAAAGAUUGCCUCCAGUGAGGGAAGAGAAGGUUUGAAUAUCUGAGAGUUAUAGCAAAUCUGCUGAAGGGAAAGAGAUUUAGCUCUGUGUUCACUCUUGUCCUUGCAAAUUCUUAUCUGGGUUGCCGAUCCAAAGGAAGGAGAGGAAGAAGUAGCGUUUGGUGAAAACAAGACCAUAGUUGCUAGCUAGAUCUUGUAUGAUCAAGGAUGGGGAGGUUAUGUUCUCCAAAAUGUAGACUGGCAAGAAUACUAGGAUGGCUUCAAAUCAUGUUGGGAGGUCUUGUUAUUGUUGUAAGCAUAGCCAGUCUCUUUAAGUUCUAUAAUGCAGGGUUUUUCCUUCACCAUGAAGAUAUAUGCCAGCACUUCUAUCAUGUCGGUGAUGCUUAUGAUGGGUUUGAUAUAAGAGCGUUGAACGAUCGAGUUGGAGAAGUGCUUGAUAGGAUGGAUAAACUGCAAGAAAAGCUGGAGAAAACAGUGCAAGAAAUGGAGAAGAAUAAGGUUGAUUUGGGUAAAACUGCAAUGACAAGAUUGGAGCACAAGAGGUUUUUGGAGCAGGAGGUGAUCAGGCCUCUUUAUGGUGCUCACAUUGCUCUUCGGCAGAUUCGACUACCUCAAGCAGAGGGGAUUAGAAACUCAACAAUGAAGGAGGAGCCUUUGAUUAACACUUUUGUUGUUGAGGAGAUUCGUAAGUACAUUACUCCGAAAGAAAAUAGAGUCGGGAAUACAAACAUAUACGGGACUCUGAGGAUAUAUAACACGAUAGGGCAUGCCUGUGUUUUGAUGAAGAAAGAAUUGGAAGAGUACAUGGACUACGACAUUGGAUCUUACUGUAAAGAUGAUUGGAGCUUAUCCCAGAAGCUCAUGGUCAGUGGAUGUGAUCCCUUGCCACGAAGACGGUGCCUGACAAGGGCCUCCAAGGUCUAUCAGAAGCCAUACCCCAUCAAUGAGUCCUUGUGGAGACUGCCAGAUGAUAGAAAUGUGAGGUGGAGCAAUUACCAAUGCAGGAAUUUUCAAUGCUUAUCAAGCAAGAAUCCGAAGAGGGGCUAUUCAAAAUGCACUGGUUGUUUCGAAAUGGACAAGGAAAAGCUGAAGUGGGUCGCUAAUAGCUCACUCCCUGUCGAUAUUCUGAUCAGAGAUGUUUUGGCGAUCAAGCCUGGAGAAAUACGAAUCGGUCUGGAUUUCGGAGUUGGAACAGGAACUUUUGCUGCCAGGAUGAAAGAGCAGAAUGUCACAGUUGUCUCAACUGCACUUAACCUUGGAGCGCCAUUCAACGAGAUGAUUGCACUUCGAGGUUUGGUUCCUUUGUAUGUGACAUUGAACCAACGCCUUCCGUUCUUCGAUAACACAAUGGACUUGAUUCAUACCACUGGGUUUAUGGAUGGCUGGAUUGACCUGAUGUUGAUGGAUUUCAUCUUGUUUGACUGGGAUCGGAUUUUAAGGCCAGGCGGAUUGUUAUGGAUUGACAGGUUCUUUUGCAACAGGAAGGACUUGGAUGAUUAUAUGUACAUGUUUCUUCAGUUCAGGUACAAGAAACACAGGUGGGCAAUCUCUCCUAAAUCAAAGGACGAGGUCUAUCUUUCUGCACUGUUAGAGAAACCUCCAAGAGGUAUUUGAUAGCAGUAUGAAGCUUAUAAACAUUCUUCGAUCAUAGUGCUGACAAUGCCUUCUCAUGUGACUGGCUCGGCUUGCAUUUUAAUCACCAUAGCCAAGUCAUUGAUCUUCGAGGGCUUUGAGUUAAAACUUGCAUUCUUUGUAUCCGUGCUAAUUAUUUAUUUUUAUCUUGGUGUUUUUAUUAAUGUUUGUCAAUUUAUUGGCCUCCGGGAUUGUCUUCCAUGGCAACCGAUGAUGCUCGUGGCACUAAAAAUCCUUGGCUUUUUUUCCCA
Messenger RNA from Populus euphratica (Euphrates poplar), 2092 nucleotides. Its product is annotated as S-adenosyl-L-methionine-dependent methyltransferase. The transcript is spliced from 2 exons. Bases 417 to 1823 code for a protein of 468 amino acids. The record is from RefSeq and is a predicted model, not a curated record. Gene Ontology annotation, molecular function: methyltransferase activity. NCBI's taxonomy places the organism in Eukaryota, Viridiplantae, Streptophyta, Magnoliopsida, Malpighiales, Salicaceae.